Molecule: messenger RNA, 1345 nt
Organism: Leptonychotes weddellii (Weddell seal)
Lineage: Eukaryota; Metazoa; Chordata; Mammalia; Carnivora; Phocidae
Source: RefSeq, a predicted model, not a curated record
CACAAAAUGAGUCAGUGGUCAAGAUGGGGACUAGGCAAAGAAAUGGAGCUCUUGGGACGCUAAGGAUGCAGUGUUCUGGGAGUGACCUGCUGAGUUCUGCUUCUGGGAGCAUUGCAGGAAACAGGAUUUUAAUAGAUGAACACAUGCCCUGUGUCCCCAGCAUAGCCCACAGCAGGACAUCCCUGGGUCUCCCCUUGGCUGAGGUGGCCCGGCACCUACAGGAGAAGGCCAUUAGCAUAUGGGAAUCAGAAAAUUUCUUUCUUGACCUGGAGCCUCUGCCGGGGGCUGUGGAAGCUGUGAAGCAGAUGGCCAACCUAGAAAACACUGAUGUCUUCAUCUGCACGAGCCCCACAAAGAUGUACAAGUACUGUCCCUACGAGAAGUAUGCCUGGGUGGAGAAGCACUUUGGCUCUGACUUUCUGGAUCACAUUGUGCUGGCCACAGACAAGACCGUGGUCUCUGCCGACCUUCUCAUAGACGACAGGCCAGACAUCACAGGCAAGUGGCCUACGGCAGGGGCCGAGCCAAACCCCAGCUGGGAGCACAUCCUCUUCACGGCCUGUCACAAUCGGCACGUGCAGCUGCAGCCCCCCGGCCGCAGGCUGCACUCGUGGGCGGACGACUGGAAGGCCAUCCUGGACAGCAAGCGGCCCCGCUGAGCUGGACUGUGCUCUGGGCUCCGCCGCGGGGCCCCUGACCUCAGGGCUCCCAGCUCAGCGCCCCCCCAGGGCGGGGUGGGGGUCCCUCUCACAUGGCCCGGGCCCACUGCAUGUCUCCCCGCUCUCCCCAGCCCUGCCAGGCCUUAAACUGAUCUCGGGGCAGGGCUGGCCCAAGGGCCCUGGACAAGACCCGUCCGGCCAGGCGGUGCAGGCUGACCUCGGGCCAGGGCCAGGCUGCACGGGGCUAAAGGGGCUCCAGACCAGAAGGAGCCGAGGGCCAGCAGUCCUGCCCCCAUCCCUCAGGGAAGUCCCCCCCGCGCAUCGUGUCCAAGGCCCCUCGGCCAUGGUGCUGGCAGUGAGGUGUUGGCGGGGUGAGAGGGCUACGAGCAGGAGCAGGUGGGACGAGCCCUCACAGUCUGGGCCGCAGCCCCUCCCUCCCCUCCCCUUCCGCCGGGCCCCGCUCCCCCCACCCCCGCCCGGGGGCCCACCGUGGAUUCAGCAAACACUCCCUGAGUGCCAGGGCACGCCAGGCUCUGUGCUGGGGCCUCCGCACGCCGCCCUGCCUUGGACCGGCCGAGAGGUUUCACGCACUCCUGUCCCUGGGGCCCCGCUCAGGGCCCAGCAGUCAGCAGCCUUGAGCAUUUGUUGAAGGCCGGCCAAAUAAAUGCGGUUCACGUGUCGCCCGA